Molecule: messenger RNA, 984 nt
Organism: Sporothrix schenckii 1099-18
Lineage: Eukaryota; Fungi; Ascomycota; Sordariomycetes; Ophiostomatales; Ophiostomataceae
Product: catalase
Exons: 1
Coding region: 1-984 (327 amino acids)
Biological process (GO): response to hydrogen peroxide; hydrogen peroxide catabolic process
Cellular component (GO): cytoplasm; mitochondrion; peroxisome
Molecular function (GO): catalase activity; heme binding
Source: RefSeq, a predicted model, not a curated record
AUGCCUCUUUCUGACGAUCCCAAGACCAACGAGUCCGCCAAGGACAUCCUCGGCGUCUUCAAGGACCUCGCCGGCGGGCCCAAACCAGGCUUCCGGCCAGCUCACGCCAAGGGCCUGCUGGUGCAGGGCACGUUUGUCCCGACGCCCGCCGCCGCGUCUCUGUCGCGUGCACCGCACUUUACCAACGCCGCCGGCACGCCCGUGCUGGUGCGCUUCUCCUCGUCGUCGGGCCACCCGACGCUGCCCGACUCCGACCCCAACGGCAACCCCCGCGCCAUUGCCCUGCGCUUUGUGCUCGCCGAAACGCCCCGCCGCAAACACACGGACAUCAUCGGCCACAGCGUGCCCUUUUUCCCCGCCGCGACGCCCGACGAGGCGCUCGCCUUUUUCCGUGCCGUCAAGGGCGCCGGCACCGACCCCGACACGCUGACCAAGCACAUUGCCGCGCACCCGGCCGCCCAGGCGUUUCUGGCCGCGCCCAAGCCGACGCCCACGGCCUUUGCGCACGAGGCCUUCUACGCCCUCCAUGCUUUCAAGUUUACCAAUGCCGACGGCAAGGCGACGUACGUGCGCUACCGGAUCGUGCCGGUGGCGGGCCACAAGACGCUGGACGCCGACGCGGCCAAGGCGCAGCCGGCCGACUUUUUGUACGACGGUGUGCGGGCGCAGCUGGCGCAAGGCUCCGGCCACACGAUCGAGUACGACCUCGUGGCCCAGGUCGCCCAGGACGGCGAUGUGACCGACGACAGCUCGGUGCACUGGCCCGAGGAGGGGCCCGACGCGCGCCAGCUCGUCACCCUGGGCCGCGUGACCCUGGACCGGCUGUACGGCGGCGGCGGCGGCGGCGACGAGGCGGCGGAGCAAAAGUACUUGAUUUUCGACCCGGUGCCGCGCGUGGACGGCGUCGAGGCGUCGGCGGACCCGUUGAUUGACUUGCGGGCGGCCGUGUACAUUAUCAGCGGCAAGGAGCGUCGGGCGGCGUAG